AUGUUGAAGUGGGCGGUAACACCGCGUCUUAACAGUGAUUAUUGCGAAAACGAAGGUAUCCAUAACAGUGAUGGUUGUGAACUGCAUACACUACAAGCCGUUAUUGAACAGCAUCGUCUUCCAUGUCUUGUUCGAAUUGCUGGUGAUGAUAUACAUGAAUCUGCCGAUAAUUAUUGCCUAUUACUUGCUCAAACAAAUGAUCCAUAUUUACUUGUUUCAAAUGAAAAUGAACGUUUCUCUAUUCCAUUGUUAUUUGAUGGUCUUUUUGCUCCAGUUGAAAAAGGUAUUACUCGAUAUAAUAUUCUUGAAUCAGUUCAUGCUUUGCGAUCUCAUUUAAAAUCUGUUCCAUCUUCGUCGGAAUUUACACAUUUUACUAUUUUGCAACCAUGUAUGGCAUAUAGUAAUUCAGCUCUACGUCGUAUUCGUCCUGGUACUGUCCUUGAAUCAUGUCGUACAUCAAUAGCACCAUCUAGAUCUCCAUCUCCAUCAAUAUCAUCAUUAUCAUCAUCGUCAUCCAAUCGUUUACGUACACUUUUUGCUAAUCUUUUACCAAAUAAUCAACAAUCACGUAGAUUUAAAAACCAAACACCACCAAGUGACUAUCUCAAAGUUAAGUCACUGCAAAGUGAUGAACAAUUUUGUCUAAAAUCUGAUUCAAUUGGUAUAUUUGUUCCUGUACAUAGAGAAUUACCGUCAAAUAAUUCUCAUCGGCGAACAUCUCUUAUACCAUAUUCUUCUCCAUUUUCAUCAUCAUCAUCUUCAAAUCAAGUACAAGGUUUAUACUCAGUAGAACUAUUAAGCAAAUUAGCUCAUCAAUAUCCACUUAUAACAGAACUUAUUAUAAGUCGAACAUUCGAAGAAAAUGGGCCAACAUCCGUUGGAUAUCCAUUUCGUCGAUUAACAAUACAUCGUCUUGUUGAGCAACACUCUCGUGUUAUUGCAUUUGAUAUGAAAAAUUUCGCUUUUCUUGAACUUGACACACUUAAUCCAAUUGAUCUUUAUGUAUAUGAACCAGAAGAUAUACUUGUUCAACGUUAUCAAGCACAAUUACGUUGGUGUGAUUUACAUGUAUCUUCAUUUCGUUCACAAAUAAAAACCAUUGUGAAUUCAUCACAUGGUACAGCAACAUUUGUUCAAGCUACACCACUUCAUGGUCAACAAAUUCAACAAUAUCAUCAGCGCCGUGAGUCAUCAUCAUCAAUUACUUCGCCAAUUACUAAACAUAUACCACAAACCAUAUUUACAUCUCAAGAAUCGAUUUCAUCAAUUCGUUCACGUACUCGUACUCCAUCAUCGUCAAAAUACAAUACGACGUCAAAUCAUUCGAAACAAGAUCAACAGAAACAAAAAGGUAAAACGACUGGACCUGGUGGAGCAGCAAGAAAAGAUGUAAGAGUUUAUUUUAAUGAUCCAGCUAUUCAAAAACGUCUACAAACUGCAACAUCAUCAACAUCAUCAGCAACAACAACAACAACAACAAUAACACGGCCAACCAUUAAGCAAACAUCAUUCAAUAAGAAACAUUCCAACUAUCGAACAAACAGUACUGAAAGUGACAGUAUUGAAGGUGAUGAAGAAAAUGAAGCUUCAUAUCAAUGUACACCACUGUAA
Molecule: messenger RNA, 1611 nt
Organism: Rotaria socialis
Lineage: Eukaryota; Metazoa; Rotifera; Eurotatoria; Philodinida; Philodinidae
Source: the annotation of a GenBank genome assembly